GCAUAGCACACACAAUCGAGCACACGAAAUGGGGCAAACAACUGGAAAUGAAAAGGCAAACAAUACAUCAAAUUACGAUAAUAAUAAUAAUAACAAUAACUGAAACAAGCAGCAGCUGAGAAAGCAACAACAUCUAAAAACAUAAAUCGGAGCGCUAUACGGCCGUGCUCUGUUGUGCUGGACUUUUAAGAUGGACUUCUUAAGCUUUCUGGUUAACUCACAGCGUCUGACCCAGUGGCGCCCCACCGGCGGCCCGGAGCUAAUGUACAUUGCUCUAUCGCACGAGAGCUGUGACCUGGACUCUGUGGUUAGCACUUUGGCAAUUGCUUAUUUGCGUUAUCGCAAUCCGGGCACGCUGCAGCACAACUAUAUGCCCGUAUUGAACAUGAUGCGACGCGACUAUCCCAGCAAGUCGGAGGUGCGCUUUCUGCUUGAUAAGCAGCACAUAACGCCCGAACGCCACUUGGUCUUUCGCGACGAUGUGCCCGAGGAUCUGUUGUUGCGCAGUCGCUUCAUUUUGGUCAAUCAUCAUGUGAGUCCGUUUCACUACUGCACCGAGGAGGUCUACGACUAUCGGCCGUAUCAGUGCGAGGCAGCCCGUUUGCCCAUCUACUGCCAGCGCAUCAUGCACCCGAUGCGCUCGUGUGCCGCUCUGAUAACGGAACGUUAUGACAGCCCCAUCUAUAACUAUGCGAACGUGCGCUGCCUGCGCGUCUUCGAGCUGCUGCAUGCCGCACUGCUCUUGCAGAACAGCAACUUUGCCAUGCAUCCGCUCGAUCAGCUGCACAAUGUGCGCGACUAUCAGCUGCUGGUCUACCUGGAGAAGCAGCUGGGCCAGCUGGAGAUACCGCAACGGACCAUACUCUAUGACACGCUGGUCAAUGCCAUGUUCGAUCUGAACGAGCUGACACUUCCACAGAUUCUGCGGCGCGAGUUCAAGCUGCUGCGCGCCAACAAUGGCAUCCAUCUGGUGCGCAUCGCCCAGUGCUGCUUCCCCAUGGCUGUCUCCCGCUUCAUAUCCUUCGAGUUCGCACAAUUGGCUCUGCAGCAGUUCGCCUCGGAGCACGGCUGCGACUUCAUAAUGCUGCUCGGCACCAGCAUGCAGCCGAAGGGCGGCCUGGUCAUCAAGGAGCUGGGCCUAAUACCGAUGGACUCGCUGCGCGAUACAGAGGACAGACGGCUCUUCGAUCACAUGAUUAUCAAUCUGAGUGCAGCGGUUGAGCCAAUGCUCGCUCUGGAGCCAUAUCGUGGACUCAACUUCAUGCAGGGCGCCUUCUUCUUCAUCAAUGUCUGGAACGUGCAGUUCUACGAUAUGCUGCAUCUCGUUCAGCUCAUCAUCUACAAUUGGGUGUCCAAAGACAAGUUCUCGGCAGCCUAACCUGGCCCAGAGCGUACUUCCUUACCUGUUCAUCGUUUUUACUUUGAUUCUCUUUAAAUUUGCGUUCACUGUCAUUGCCCCAGCCACAACCAAAGUCCCUGCCUUUCGUCUUUCGCCUUUUAGUCUGUCACAUUUGCUCAUAUUACGCAUCUAAUCCAUCAACGCGGACCACUUUUCGGAUACUUUUACAAGCCAGCAGUGAAGUUGACUUCACUCAAAACUUCCCUCUCAUCGGAUUUCCACUUGAACAGGCGCGGCGCAAGCACAGAGAAUGUUUUCUUCUUCUUUUCUCUUGUUUUUUCUUUAUUUUUACUUUAUUUUUGGUUUGUUGCCUAAUGCUUUAUGUUUGGAUCUUAAUGUUUUAGCUUGAAGAAUGUUUGCGUGGCCUUCAUACACAGGGCCAAAAGCACCAAGUUCAUUUCAAUAAAUGCAAAAAGUUCGUUUCUCACAUUUUACGAUAUAAAAUCUUUUCGCUUUUUGCACAUCUAUUUUUUGUUCUGUAUCGCGUGGUGUAAAACAUUUCAAAAUCACUAA
This is a messenger RNA of Drosophila hydei, 1912 nucleotides long. RefSeq names its product exopolyphosphatase PRUNE1-like. The transcript has 2 exons. The coding region runs from base 191 to 1378 and encodes 395 amino acids. The record is from RefSeq and is a predicted model, not a curated record. Gene Ontology annotation, cellular component: cytoplasm. Gene Ontology annotation, molecular function: exopolyphosphatase activity. NCBI's taxonomy places the organism in Eukaryota, Metazoa, Arthropoda, Insecta, Diptera, Drosophilidae.